AUCUUAAUCUACGUAAUCAAAGUUUGUGGAACUAUUGUUACUUUCGCUUACUUUAAAUUUAAUCUUGUCAAGAACCCGAAGAAAUUUAAUUUCUAUUGGAUUAAUUUUUAUGAAGACUGUUAUAAAAUAAUUAGACAUGAAAGCUGCGUCUGAUCCAAAGGACAUCCAGGAAUUUCAAUUUAAACAGUCAAACACUUCCAAAAUUUUAGAUGCAUUCACAUCCACACCAACUGCAUGCAGUUUAUUGGCUGCAGAUAAAAAGAGGGGAUUGUUAUAUGCAGGACAAAAUAAUAAAAUAAUUAUAUUGAAACCAGGAGAAGACAGUGACCCAGAAUGGAAAAUAGAAUUUAAUGUGCCUCUAGUUGUGUCUAAACUAACACUUAAUUGUGAUUGUACCUAUCUAGCCGUGGCACAUGGACCUAUGGUUUUAAUUUAUGAUGCAGAAGCACUUACGAAAAAUAGUUUACAAUUACUACAUAAAGUUAAAAUUUCUACAUUAAGCGGAGAUAUACUUGUGUAUGAUCUACGAUGGAAUCCCGCUGUACCAAGGAUGUUGUGUACAAUAGCUAGUGAUUAUACAAUUGGUAGUUUUAAAAUAAAAGAAAAGAAAAAGGCUACAACCGAACUGGACACUUUCGAAUUGAAAGAAAAGUUGAACAAUGAACAUAUAAAUGCCUUAUGUGCAGCAUGGAGCCCUAAAGGAAAACAAAUUGUUGUGGGUUGUAAAAAUGGUAGUAUAGUACAACUUAAACCUGAUUUAAAAAUAGCAAGGACAAUACCUGGCCCCAAUCCAUACAUUGGUGAAGUUAUUAGUAUUUUAUGGGUUAGCAAUUAUCAAUUUUGUGCUGCUUAUUUGGGUAAUGAACAGGGGAUUAAUGUUCUUGUAAUUGAUGCCCCCAAAGGUGAAACAAAUGCUGUUUUCACUUGUUAUGAAGAUAUUACUUAUGGAAUAACAGAUUCAGAAGCAGAAGGAACAAUUCCUCGUUAUUACUUUGAUCAUGUACCAGAAUGGGGCUUAAUUAUUGCUGCUAGUAGCAAUAGCAGUGAAAUAGCUAUAUUAGGAUCUACAGAUAAAGGUGUUACUUGGAAUCAGUGGCAAUUGGUAGAUAGUGGCAGAGCUGAAUUACCAUUGAUUCACACCACAGAAAGCUAUCCAGUAGGUUUAGCUAUUGAUAAAUCUCCAGUUAGAAAAUUACCAUGGGGGGCAGAUUCUACUUUACCCCAUCCUGUUCCUAUACUUCACAUUCUUGCAACAUCUGGACAAUUAUGCAGCUUUCAUAUGGUGAAUCUAAGUCCCAAAUGUCCUUCUAUUAAUUCUCCACCUACAGAAAUUAUUGCAAUACCUCCGCAAACACAGUCAAACAUUAGUCCUGAAAAAUCUCUUAUUAUGAAUGGUGCUGCAACUAGUACACCACUAGUUAAGCAACCAGAAACUACUCUUGAACGUUCAAAACCUCUUUCUGCAGGGAAUAUUUUGAAUAAAUUUAUUCAAAAAUCUAGUUUUACAUUACCUCCAACUGAGAAACCACAGCAAGAGCAGAGACCUGAACAAAUCAGUAUGGGAAUGAAAUUGGAACCAACUAGAGAAAUUCAACCUCAAGAAAUUGCAAAACCGGAUAUUAAAUUAACGUCAAUUAGAGAAACAAUUAUACAAGAGUCUGUGGAACCAAAACCAUUUAUAGAUGAUGAUGCUAAAGAUAAUCAUGCAUAUAUAGAAGAACAUAAUUUGUUUGAGAAAGAAUUACGUAAAAGAUUAGAACCACAAACGUUAGACUAUGAUACAGAAGAAGAACGUCAAAAACUUGUGGACACAUCUAUUGUGAUAGAUCAGUUUUUACGGGAAUUGAAAGAAACAACAAAUAGUUUAUCUAGCGACAUAGCAUAUUUGAAAGCGCUAUUAUUACAAUCAUUUGCUUGGGUUGAAGAAACAAAAUCAAAAAAUGCAGCAACUAACGAUAUUACCACUAGAAAUUGUGGAGAUAACAAUAAAAUGUCUGACCUACAAAAACUUUAUUAUUACACUCAAACGCAGUUAACUCAAGCUAGUAAAAUUUUAGACUUAGAAUGGUCAAAUCAUAAAUCUCAAGAAACUACACGAAUGAAAAUACCUCAUUUAGAGUUUUUAUAUCAGAAUCUUAUAUUACAUAGUAAAAUUAUACAAGAAGAAAAAAGUAGAAUGGAACACCUUAAAAAGCGAUGGAAAUUAAUUACUCGUAAUAAUAGUAUUUUUGGAUUGAAUCAUUCAUUAUCUAAUUUAACUAUCACACCGUCAAAAUAUUCAACCAUUCUUCCAAGAAAUACAGGAAUCAUAGAAGCGCGAUGCAAGGCAAUUGCUUCUAAAACUUUGAGUUUUACUCAAGAAAAACAAAUUAAAUUGAGAGAACAUUUAUCUACUUCUACUCCAAGGAUUAUAAGACCUGUUAGUUCUUCAGAUAUUCAGGAUCGUUUGGAAGAGACUUUGUCCUCUUUAACCUCUCCAAAUACUACCAGCAUUAAUACAAAAAAUAAGGUUGAUCAAUCUGUUUCCAAACAAAAUACAAUUACUAAACAACAGAAUACAUAUAUUGAUCCUUUAGAUUCUAUGGCUAGCAUUGUAGCAGGAAUUGGUACAAGCGAAUGCACAAGUGAAUCUAACAAUAUAUCAAUACAAAACAAAAUACAAAGCAAACAACCUGGCUUUGGCAUUACUUUUCCUAUAUCUGGAAAUAAACCUGUACAAGCAGAGAAAAUAUCUAGUAUACCAACAACUACUGGGGGAUCUCAAAGUACUAAAGCAAAACAAGAUACUAUUACAUUAAAUCAAAUGCAAUUACAUGUUCCUGCUCAUACUUCAUCUAACUUAAUAAAAGCUUUUCCUAAGGUUGAUACUACUACAUUUGAUACACCAGUGCAAAAGUUAGAAGAAACAGCAGCACAAAAUCCAGCUAUCCAAUCAAUGUGGUUGCAUACUAUUAAAACGGAAAAUAACUUGUUUAAUGGUAGUUCAUUAAAAGAUGCAUUACCACCAGAGACUUCGUUAGAAAAGAUACAAAUUACUCCAAAUACCGGAGUGACAUUACCAGUGACAACAGCAGUAAAAACCAAAGCAGUAUCUACAUUUAGUUUUGCUACUCCAAUUACCAUCCCUGCACCAAUAAAGAGUACUACACAGAGUACAUUUGUUGUAUCACAAACAAUGAAUGCACAAACAAUUUCUUUUGCUUCGAAAUCACCAAACAUUAUUACUCCAUUUAAUUUAAAAAUGACAUCACCAGCGACAAAAUCUCAAACACAAGAUGUAUUAAGUUUAACAGGGUCAUUUACAGGACUUCAGACAUCUAAUCAAACACCUAGUAUAUCUACUAAUAAUAGUCCUAGUGCCGAUGGAAAAUAUAACUGCAAAGCUACGUUUGGAAGAUCUGAUGUUAAUCAAAUUCUUUCACCUAAUGAAAGUCAAAUUUCUGCACAACACAAUUCUGUUACAAUUGUAGAAGUACCUCAUACUGAAGCAACAACUUCUAGCCUUCCAACAAGUACUGUACAAGAUUUACUUGCAUCUUCUACUACACCUUUGUUCAACAUUCUGAACAGUACAUCAAAUGUUUCUGUAUUUGAAAAAAUGUCAAAUUCUACUCCAACUACUUCAUCCAUGCCACUAUUUGGUGGUUUCUUCACAACAUCAAGUACAACAGCAAAUACAAUGACAACAACUUCUGCUACCAUCUCUCCUUUUCAAAGUACUUUAUCAAGACCUUUUGAGAAAGCAACAACAACAACUACUACUACUAUUAUAACUGCUACUACUACCGCUACGUUACCUACACUUACAUUCGGAACUGUUGCAACAAGUACAGUUGCUCCAGUUUUUGGUAAACCUCCCCUUACAAUGAACUCACAGUUUCCAAGUACGCCAGUAGUUCCUCCAACAGAUAAUACGUUUGGAAAACCAGCUACUACUACACCUCUUUUUAAGCCUUUUGAAAAUGCUCAGAGCACAUUUAUGUUUGGCAAAACGACUAAAGUUUUAACGAACGAAGUUUCAAUCUUCAGCGGAACUAAUACUAAUUCGAUCUUUGGUGGAAACACUCAAGUAUCCUCAUCAGAUUCUAUUUUCGGAAGAAAUACUUCCUCGAUAAAUACGUUCGGAACACCUCAAACGUUCGUCUUUGAUAAUAAUGCCCAGAAAUCUGACUCAAUAUUUGGUUCCACAUCAAACACGGGUUCUACAUCCUUUUUUGGUGGUGCAACAAACAAUGUCACUCCAGCGUUAUCUUCAGCAAGAUCUCCAUCUGUAUUUGGCGGUACCGCAGCUAAUACGUCGCCAAUGGGUGUAGAACAGCUUGUAUUAGGUGCACAACCUAAUGCCUUUGGCCAAACACCUUCAUUUAAUGCUAAACCAGUAUUUGGAUCACCACCAACGUUUGGAGCACCAAAACCAGUCUUUGGCACCGGUUUUGCGACAACAGCAUUUGGAGUCAAUACUAGCCCUCCAGCAUUUGGAAAUCCACCUACUAUGGGAGGAAGUCCUGCUCCAAUUAAUAACAACAUGCCGAAAGUUUUUGGAAAUGUAAGUGGCGGUAGUAGCACAUUUGAAACUCUAGCGAGUCAAUCAGGUGGGCUUAGUUUCAGUAGCUUAGCACAAAAAACCACAGAUGUACCAAAAUCUCCAGUAUUUACGAGCGGGAGCUCUUUUUCCACUUGGCGGUAGUCAACAAAUAUCUAAAUUAAAUAAAUUAUCCAUAAUGAUACAUUUUUAUUAAAAAAAGAUAGACUUCUCGUGCUCUUUCAGUCUGUUUAAAUCGUGUAUUUACGAUUACUUUUUAUAAAAAAGAAAAAAAGAUCAAACAUAUUAGUAUUAAAAUAUUGUUGACAUCUGUGUUAUACAUAAGUUGAUAUGAUUCAAUAUAUUUCGAAUUUAUAUACAAUAAAAGAUUUUAUAAAACGA
Messenger RNA from Bombus terrestris (buff-tailed bumblebee), 4924 nucleotides. It is a transcript of the gene Nup214, whose product is annotated as nuclear pore complex protein Nup214. Gene Ontology annotation, cellular component: nuclear pore. Lineage: Eukaryota; Metazoa; Arthropoda; Insecta; Hymenoptera; Apidae. The transcript has 6 exons. Bases 137 to 4687 code for a protein of 1516 amino acids. Gene Ontology annotation, molecular function: protein binding; structural constituent of nuclear pore. The record is from RefSeq and is a predicted model, not a curated record. Gene Ontology annotation, biological process: protein import into nucleus; RNA export from nucleus.